CUGUUUUAAUUACUUUUAAUCACUGGUCACCAGUUAUCAGUCCUCUACUCUCGAUCCUCCCACACUAAUAAGCCUUUUAAUUACUCUUAAUCACCACUAACCCAAAAAAAUCAGUAUAAAUUCGAGCUAUCUCUAGCCAAUGUGAUCACACAACACGAAAGUACCAAAACUAAAGCUACACCACCAAAUAUAAUAUGGCUUCAAACACCACUUUCCUCUUCGCCACCGUCGCACUUCUCGGCGUCAUCCUUCUCCAAAACACCACCGUCGCAGGCAGGGAUCUCCCGACGACGACAGAGUCAACCAACAUAGCGGCGAGACUCCAAAUCGGGGGACUAAUGGAGUGUUGGAACGCAUUGUACGAGCUUAAAUCAUGCACUAACGAGAUCGUUCUCUUCUUCCUCAACGGCGAAACCAAACUCGGUGUUAGUUGUUGCGAAGCCGUCGACGUAAUCACGACCAACUGUUGGCCUGCGAUGCUGACUUCUCUCGGCUUUACAUCUGAAGAAGCUAAUGUCCUCCGUGGCUUUUGCCAUGAUCCAAACACUAGCGGCUCUUCUCCAGCUGCUUCUCCCAAUAAAGCUUGACUGUGAUUUGCCUUAUUAAUACAAGCAUAUGGUUAUAAUAAAUCUUCUAAUAUUAGCCUCACUGCAAUGAUUUUUGUGUUUCAAGUUUCUUUGUAUUUACCAAAUCAAAGACUGAUUAAGAUUUUAAUUUAAGCCCUUGAACUC
Brassica rapa (field mustard) is the source of this 731-nucleotide messenger RNA. Its product is annotated as egg cell-secreted protein 1.4. The record is from RefSeq and is a predicted model, not a curated record. Gene Ontology annotation, biological process: double fertilization forming a zygote and endosperm. NCBI's taxonomy places the organism in Eukaryota, Viridiplantae, Streptophyta, Magnoliopsida, Brassicales, Brassicaceae.